AUGGCGUCCGCGGUACCGUACUCCGGGAAGGCUCUGGCCGCUUCUCUGCCGCUGCUACCCAGAGCAAUUGAACCCCUUCCUCCCUUCCAGCCUGAUCUGUAUCAACGAGGCUGGUCGUCUACCCCCCACCCCACCCUACCAUUUCUGGCCACAGCCCACAACAAGUCUGUGACCAUCUUUUCGCUCGUCGAUUUCACUUCACACAGCUCCUUGACCGGCGGGCACAGCCGCUCCGUCCGCUCUGUCACGUGGAGGCCAGACUUGCCUUCUCACAAACUCUGUCUCGUCUCCGGGAGCUUCGAUUCGACUGCCGGCUUGUGGCGAUGGGAGCAGGAAACGCCCUUGGUCGGCAGCGGCUCCGGUCCGGACGGAGGUGUCUCGGAGGUGGAGAUUCGCGCUGGUGAGAAGAGUGACGGGGAAACCGACGAGGGUUGGGAGUUUACGCUUGUGCUCGAGGGCCAGGAGCACGAGAUCAAGAGUGUCGCCUUUUCGCCAUCCGGUCAGUAUCUGGCUACAUGCAGUCGCGACAAGUCCGUCUGGAUCUGGGAGGACGUUGGCGGCGAUGACGAGGACGAGUGGGAGACCGUUGCUGUGCUAAACGAGCACGACGGCGACGUCAAGUGUGUGGCCUGGUGUCCCGACGUUCCAGGCCGGCGCAGCGGCAGCGGCAGCCAUUACGGCCUCGACGUGCUGGCCAGCACCAGCUACGACAACACCGUCCGGAUAUGGCGCGAAGACGGCGAUGGCGAGUGGGUAUGUGUGGCCGUGCUAGAGGGCCACGAGGGAACAGUAUGGGGCGUGCAGUGGGAGGCUGAUCCCCGGCGGGAACGCUUCCCUCGUCUCCUGACCUGGUCGGCCGACCAGACCCUGCGGAUCUGGACGCUGCGAGAAGACGAUGUCGCGGAUGCAGGGGCUACCGGGUCCUCAGAGGGCAGUCACGGCAUCCACCAGUUCCACAACAGCCUGGGCGGAGUUCCCAACACCAUGCGCUGUUCGCUGCACGAAGAAUGGUCGUGCACUGCCGUUCUGCCCCGGGCACAUUCGCGCGACAUCUACUCGGCCGCGUGGAGUGGUGCCACGGGCCUGGUGGCCAGCACUGGCAGCGACGGUGUCGUCGUUUUGUAUGCGGAACAGGACCGGACGGACGGGUCAGACAAGCCGGUCGUGACCGAGGACGAGGCGGCAGAAGAACUCGAUGGCGACAUCCCCAUGCCCAGAGGACAUGGCCACAACGCUACGUCGGGUACGGCGAAGCAGUGGCGUGUCUUGGCCAGCGUCACAAAUGCCCACGGGCCCUACGAGAUAAACAACAUCACUUGGUGCCGCCGUUAUGAUGCGGGCGCAAAGCUAGGCGGCCUGGAAGAGAUGUUGGUCACCACCGGUGACGACGGCGUGGUCAGGCCGUGGCAGAUCGUCACAUGA
Molecule: messenger RNA, 1422 nt
Organism: Grosmannia clavigera kw1407
Lineage: Eukaryota; Fungi; Ascomycota; Sordariomycetes; Ophiostomatales; Ophiostomataceae
Product: WD repeat protein
Exons: 1
Coding region: 1-1422 (473 amino acids)
Biological process (GO): iron-sulfur cluster assembly
Cellular component (GO): cytosolic [4Fe-4S] assembly targeting complex
Molecular function (GO): protein binding
Source: RefSeq, a predicted model, not a curated record